This is a messenger RNA of Protobothrops mucrosquamatus (brown spotted pit viper), 597 nucleotides long. It is a transcript of the gene SCX, whose product is annotated as scleraxis bHLH transcription factor. NCBI's taxonomy places the organism in Eukaryota, Metazoa, Chordata, Lepidosauria, Squamata, Viperidae. Gene Ontology annotation, biological process: developmental process; regulation of transcription by RNA polymerase II. The transcript has 2 exons. The record is from RefSeq and is a predicted model, not a curated record. Gene Ontology annotation, molecular function: DNA-binding transcription factor activity, RNA polymerase II-specific; RNA polymerase II transcription regulatory region sequence-specific DNA binding; protein dimerization activity. Bases 1 to 597 code for a protein of 198 amino acids.
AUGUCCUCCUUCGCCCUGCUGCGCUCGGCGCCCAGCCGCUUCCUGUACCCGGAGGUGAGCAGCCUGCUGUCGGAGGAGGAGGACGAGGAGGAGGAGAACGGCAGCGGCGAGAGCUCCGGCUCGGACGAGAAGCCCUACGCGCUGGAGGCGGGCGCCUACGGGCUGCCGGGCGGCCGGCGCGGGCCGGGCAAGAAGGGCGGCCGCGGCGUGUCCCGGGAGCCCCGGCAGCGGCACACGGCCAACGCGCGCGAGCGGGACCGCACCAACAGCGUCAACACGGCCUUCAGCGCCCUCCGGACGCUCAUCCCCACCGAGCCGGCCGACCGCAAGCUCUCCAAGAUCGAGACGCUGCGCCUGGCCUCCAGCUACAUCGCGCACCUGGGCAACGUGCUGCUGGCGGGGGAGGCCUGCGGGGACGGGCAGCCCUGCCACGCCGGCCCGGCCUUCUUCCACCGCGGCGGGGGCGGCAAGGGCGGCGGCAGCCCGGCCGCCCAGGAGAGCGAGGCCUCCCAGCCCAAGCAGAUCUGCACCUUCUGCCUCAGCAACCAGAGGAAGCUGAGUAAAGACCGAGAAAGAAAGACAGCCAUUCGGAGCUAG